GGCGCGGAGCGCUGCUCGGCUGCCCAUGGACCGGAGCGCUGCCCUGCGGCUGCUGCUGCUGCUGGGCUCUGCCGGGCUCGGCGGCUCCGAGGAGAAGGAAAACCCCGGGGGGAACAGUUCACAUGAAUUUUCAGAUCAAGAUUCUCUCCAUAGAACUGGUCAGCACAACAGUGGUCAUGUGGAGCCAAGGUUUAAUGUCAAUCAAGGGGCAAUUGCACAGGCUGCCAGCUACAACUGGAGCAGGGGAGGGCAGUGGGAAGGAGCACCCUGGAGCCACCCUGGGCUCGCCCACAGCCCCCUGAACGUCACCAUGGAUGGCACGCCCUGCAUCCUCUUCUGGGCCAAGAGGAUCCUGAUCCGGCUGGAGAACCACCCCCAGAUGGAUUUGACAGAGAGGACGUUUGGAGCCCACGCCACCGUGGAUGUUGGGGACUCCAACUGCAGCGAGGACAGUGCCAUGCUUUCCCUGAAGUUUGGUGACAUUGGCAAUCUAAAGGGACUUGUUAUCAGGCUCUUGCUGACCACCAGCUCCUACCAGCUGUCUGUGCAGAGCUGGUUCAGCCUGCACAGGCUGCAGCUGCUCUACAACCACUCGGUGCAGGCCACGUUCAACGCCACGGGCAUCCGCGCGCCCGCCACCCGCUCCUUCCGCUGCCAGCACGUCAGCAGCCUGCAGAGAUACGACGCCCUGCUGGUCCCCAGCUCUGACAGAGACCUCUCCCAGCUCUGGGACGUCACCUUCAUCGGCUUCCAGAUUCAAGGUUUUAAUGUCCAAGAAGGACGCUUUGCCUAUGCCAGAGACUGUGCAUCCUUCUUCUCCCCAGCAAUCCUGAUGGGGCUGGUGAUGUCCCUGGUUCUGCUGCUGGUCCUGGCCUAUGCUCUGCACAUGCUCAUCCACCUGAAAUCCCUCGAGAGGCACUAUGAGUGCAAAGCUUCUCCUGCCUAUUUUGCACAGAUGAAGGACAGUGACAUGGGAGAUGAGAAGGAGCCACUGAGAAACAGUGGAAACAAGUCCUAUGAACUCAGGAACCAACAGUUUGGUAAAAUCUAUAUUUAGCAGCGUGUUCUCAGAGAAACAAGAGGUGUUUUCUUCUGCUGGCACUGUUGUAUGUAGUCUGUGCAUAUUUUUUUUUUUUAAGCACCUGAUGAAAGGAAAAGUAGGUGACAGAUUGUUUAGCCAGUCAUCCACUGGUAAUCAUCUCAAAGAUGCCUUGGGAAAGAAGGUGAGAAAAAAAAAUUUCCAUUGUGAGUUAGAGAUAUUCAUGUUGUGGGACUUUAAUUCCUGUAGCAAAAAGCCAAAUUGCAUAGUUCUUCAUCCAGCUUACCAAGUCUUGAAGAGAGAAUCUGUAAUGACACUUUGAAAUUAAAUAAAGGCUGAAAAAACCCCCAU
Messenger RNA from Lonchura striata (white-rumped munia), 1390 nucleotides. RefSeq names its product V-type proton ATPase subunit S1-like protein. Lineage: Eukaryota; Metazoa; Chordata; Aves; Passeriformes; Estrildidae. The record is from RefSeq and is a predicted model, not a curated record. Gene Ontology annotation, molecular function: ATPase activator activity. Gene Ontology annotation, cellular component: proton-transporting V-type ATPase complex.